ACACAGGAUGUUGCAGGGUGACAACAGCAGCGCCAGUGUACAGGGUUGCCAGCACUUGAUUGUAAUUCCGUGUGGGAGGAGGAUGGGUGGGUUUAAGUGUAUGUAGUCAUUCCUCUUCACACGCUCCGCUGUGCGCACACGGUGAAGACAAAAGCAGAGCGCGGUCCACCUCUCCAUGUGACGUCCAGCAGCUUCAACAUUUGUGAAGUGGCUGCCUCACCCGGUCGGACCGGAGGCCGUCUGGUCUCUGAUCUGUUAUCAGGAGUCACCGGAGACUCGCUGCGCACCGCCGGCGCCAGGCUGUGCGCCUCUCGGAUCACACCCGAGCCACCGCGAGCUCUGGCGAUGGACAUGAUGGAAGGAGACGUUAUGGACAAGCUGGAAGACACGUCAUCGGUGUACGACUUCGACCCGAUCACCGGCAACAUUCCGGCCACCAAAGUAGAGAUCACCGUCUCCUGUAGAAAUCUGCUGGAUAAAGACACAUUCUCAAAGUCAGAUCCAAUGUGCGUGCUCUAUACACAAGGUGUUGAAACCAAACAGUGGAGAGAGUUUGGCAGAACAGAGGUGAUAGACAACACUCUAAACCCCGACUUUGUUAGAAAGUACAUCUUGGACUACUUUUUUGAGGAGAAGCAGAACCUUCGCUUUGACUUGUAUGAUGUUGACUCCAAAAGCCCCGACCUGUCCAAACACGACUUUUUGGGUCAGAUGUUCUGUACUCUUGGCGAGAUUGUUGGAUCGCCAGCCAGUCGACUGGAGAAACCACUGGGAGGGAUUCCAGGAAAGAAAUGUGGAACUAUUAUCCUGACUGCAGAGGAGCUGAGCAACUGUCGAGAUAGUGGCACCAUGCAGUUUUGUGCCAACAAGCUGGACAAAAAGGACUUCUUUGGCAAGUCGGACCCUUUCAUGGUUUUCUACAGAAGCAACGAGGAUGGAACGUUUACUAUCUGCCACAAAACAGAGGUGGUGAAGAACACAUUAAAUCCAGUGUGGCAGCCUUUUACCAUCCCAGUACGAGCACUCUGCAAUGGAGAUUAUGACAGAACAAUCAAAGUGGAGGUGUAUGACUGGGAUAGGGAUGGAAGCCACGAUUUCAUUGGGGAUUUUACCACCAGCUACCGAGAGCUAGCUCGAGGGCAGAGCCAGUUCAAUGUGUAUGAGGUGAUUAACACCAAAAAGAAAAUGAAGAAAAAGAAAUAUGUCAACUCUGGAACAGUGACCCUGCUUUCCUUCUCAGUGGAGUCGGAGUUCACCUUCUUAGAUUACAUUAAAGGAGGGACUCAGAUCAAUUUCACUGUGGCCAUUGAUUUCACAGCAUCUAACGGUAAUCCCUCCCAGUCCACUUCACUGCACUACAUGAAUCCCUACCAGCUAAAUGCUUACGCCAUGGCCUUGAAGGCUGUUGGGGAGAUCAUUCAAGACUACGACAGUGACAAGAUGUUCCCGGCUUUAGGCUUUGGUGCCAAACUGCCGCCCGAUUGGCGGGUGUCACAUGAGUUCCCACUGAAUGGAAACAUUGAAAAUCCAUACUGCAAUGGUAUUGAAGGCAUCUUAGAGGCAUACCAUCAGAGUCUAAAGACAGUGCAGCUGUAUGGGCCGACAAACUUUGCUCCUGUGGUGAACCACGUUGCCAGAUACGCAGCGGCGGUGCAGGACGGCUCUCAGUACUUUGUGCUCCUCAUCAUCACAGACGGCGUCAUUUCAGACAUGGCCCAGACCAAAGAGGCCAUUGUAAAUGGUGCCAAGCUUCCUAUGUCAAUCAUCAUAGUCGGAGUGGGUCAGGCUGAGUUUGACGCUAUGGUGGAGCUGGAUGGUGAUGACAUCAGGAUCUCAUCCCGGGGGAAACUGGCAGAGCGAGACAUAGUUCAGUUUGUUCCUUUCAGAGAUUAUAUGGACCGGACAGGUAACCACGUACUAAGCAUGGCACGACUUGCUAAAGAUGUGCUAGCAGAGAUCCCUGACCAGUUCAUCUCUUACAUGAAGAGCCGGGGAAUCAAACCCAACCCGGCGCCACCUCCUUACACACCGCCGGGACACACACAUCACCACACUCAGAUCUGAUGCCCUCCUCUUUGGCUUUUCACUGAGGACUGACAAUAAUCAGCAGCUUCUCAGAGUUCAGUGGAAACUCUCUGCCUCCUGUUUUUUUUUUUUUUGUGCAAAAGGAGAAGGGGCACCACGAAACGGGUGUUGAAUUUUGUGCUGUACACUCCAACGACUAUUGGAGUAGUACUUUCUGUUUUCCUGUGAUAUAUUCCUCUGUUUGGUUUCUCUUGAAGAGAAACUACAAACCUUUCAGGACUCGUGGGUAAAAGCCUUUUAGGCUGUGACUGUUUCAUGUCCAAUAUGACAGCAGGUUGGUUAAAAACGAUCAUGUUGUGGUUAAAACUUGUGCCUGUUUGUGGUUGUUUCUCUAAGUGUAUCAGGACAUGUGAACUUUAACCUGAACCUUGCUCGUCAGUCACUGGUGUGGCCUAAUACAGUGAAAUUUUUUAGGCACCUUUUUCCCUUCUGGAAUAAGUUUUUAUAUUUGGGAAUAUUUCUGUAUCUGCUGAUGCAACCGUUAUGAAGAAAGAAAAGCCGUAAGAGUGUCGUUUACAAUUUAUUACCCUGAAGAUUAAUCAGGCUUGUCAUACCAUGACACUUCACCACCUGUCCUUCAGAGAUUUAGCGAGUAAAUGUUUAUAAGAGCAUGUCAUAUAAGAGUUUAAGGCACAUAAUCCAGUAUUUAUUCUCAAAUGUUAUUCAGAGUGGCAUGGACCUUUGAUAGAUUGUUUUAACACCAUAAAAAUCUACCCAUUUUGAAGUGGUCAACAGUUACUUUAAGUGAGUUGGAUUGAAAAGCACAACCUGACUACACACAAGUGUAAGAAUUAUGAAGAUAAAAGGUUAACCCCACUUAAUCAUUCUGCUGCUAUUCAUUGUGUUUGAAGAAACUACAACUGAGAUACUUUUGCACCACAAUCAAAGGUGCAUGUAACUUUCUACACACAAGUUUUAAUACAGAGGCUUGUUCACCACAGGAUGUGUUGCACAUGAAGAGCAUUAACUACAGCCCCAUUUCCAAAAAAAUUGGGAAGCUGCAUAAACUGCUAAUAAAAACAGAUUGUUGUGAUUUCUAAAUCAUUUACAGUAAUCCCUAGAUUUACUUGAAAGUGCUACAAACAGAUAACAUGUCUGUUGAAAGAGACAAAUCAUUUUUUGGGGGGAAAAAUAUUUCUUCUUUUUGAAUUUCAUGCCAGCAACAGUCUUCAAAAACUUUGUGUCAGCGCCAAGAAAAAAAUGGGUAAGUUGUGUUGAGGCUGAGUCUUUCAGUGCGACUGCUCUUCUUCAUUCUGUGUCGGCAAAGAGUUUCACAAUUGAAGAAGGUCUCUCCCGGUAAAUAAAAAAAUAUUGGGAUUUCAUUAUCUUCCAUAUAUAAUAUUGUAAUGUCUGGAGAAAUCUCUGUAACACAAGAACAAGGCUGACACCCAAUGUUGUAUGACAACCAUGAAGUUCAACUGCCUCAAACGCCCUUUAUUUAAAAACAGACACAAUUCUGCAGAAAGAAUUACAGACUGAGAUCAGCAAAACUGUAAAACCCAGGAAAGCUGAUGUAAUGCUUUGGAUUAGAUGUAUGGUAAUCCCUUUGUUUUAAUAUUUCCUGAGCAAUCUUCAAACAUUGCAUCUUUCUCCUGCCUUAACAGAUGCUGCAUGAGCUCAUAGCUAAUUUGCAUGCGGUUACAGAAUGUAAGUACCAAGGCCAUUUCUCAGUUGUUACUGCUUAUCCCAUAUUUAAAACCUAACAAAAUGUGCUUUUAAUAAAAAAAGAAAUGAAAGUUCAAAGAAAUGCAGCUGUUAAACUGUCAGAGCGUGUUCUGAAGCAGAAGCAGAACACGUGACUCUGAAUGUUUAAAUUGCAAUUUUGUACAUGUUUGUCCAUAUAGCAGAAUAGUCACACCCCUAAACAUGCCCCUUUUUCUUUUUUCUUUUAUAUAUUGCUGGCAUUGAAUCCAAAAUACCCCCCCCCAAAAAACAAACAAACAAA
Messenger RNA from Pundamilia nyererei, 4030 nucleotides. RefSeq names its product copine Vb (gene cpne5b). Bases 346 to 2064 code for a protein of 572 amino acids. Gene Ontology annotation, biological process: cellular response to calcium ion. The record is from RefSeq and is a predicted model, not a curated record. NCBI's taxonomy places the organism in Eukaryota, Metazoa, Chordata, Actinopteri, Cichliformes, Cichlidae. The transcript is spliced from 21 exons. Gene Ontology annotation, molecular function: calcium-dependent phospholipid binding. Gene Ontology annotation, cellular component: plasma membrane.